GCGAAUUUGCACCUUGGUCUCGGCGACUGUUUAUUUAUUUGCAAAAUAAAUCGGACGUAUCACUCGUUUUGUGCUAUUUAUAUACAGAAACAACUCAUACAGAUACUAAAAAUAACUUUACCAACACUCUGUGGUGUUACACACACAGUAUAAAACAGUAAAUACGUUUUAUUUCAUCAAAAUGCGUUACAUAUUUCUUGCAACUAUUUUUAGUGUUGUUUUUGCCUAUGAAAAAGAUAUGACUAUAAUUGUACAGCCUGGGAAAAUAGAUUGUUUCUUUCAUAAAGUCGUGACGGACGAAAUCAUAGACAUCGAGUACCAGGUGAUAGACUCGACACACGGCGACUUAGACAUAUCGUUCCAAAUGUCGGACCCUGGUGGGCGCAUGAUAGUGGCUGACUACAAGAAGCCGGAGAACUCACACAGGCACACUGCGACACAAGAUGGCGACUACAGAUUCUGUUUCGAUAACAGUUUCAGCACUUUUAGUAAGAAAACUGUAUUCUUCGACAUGCUGAUAGAGGGAGAGGAUCCAGAAGAAAGGGAUUAUGAUGAUGACAAGGAGAUGGAACUUGGUAACGCAGCAGAAACAUACAUGAUGCGAGUUCGAGAUAUAUCCGAGUCAGUGACUCGAGUUAAAGACAAAGUGUCCACAGCGCGGCGGUUGCAAGAGCUGCACUCGGCGCACGAGGCCAGAGAUCGGAACCUGGCUGAGGAUAUGUGUUCUAGGGUAUUAAAAUGGUCGAUAGGCCACGUUGUGCUAAUGCUACUAGUAGGAAUUACACAGGUAAUAUUUGUAAAGAGUCUGUUCGAAGAUACGAGAAAUUAUAGAAAAUUAGUUCCUGGAUUCUCGUCAUGAUGGCUGCAGUGAUGAUCUCGCUAUCAUAGCCAUGAUCGUCCCACUGCAGGGCGAAGGCCUCCCUACCCUUCCACUCCUCUCUAUGUAAAUCUUUUUGCGGCCAACCCUUGUCAUACAUGUCCAAUUCGUCCCGCCAUCUCCUUUUGGGCCUGCCCCGACGUCUACUGACGUUGAGUGUGCUCCACUCAGUAGUAAGUUUUGCUCACCGCUCAUCUGACAUGCGGCAGACAUGACCAGCCCAGUUCCACUUCAAGCCUGCGGCUUUAUGGUCAACAUCAACGAUUUUAGUCGUGGAGCGCAACGGGGUGUUCCUAAUUCUGUCCGAUAGUCGAACUCCUAAGAUACUGCGCUCCAUGGCCCGCAUAAUGUAACUAUAAAUAACCCACAAAAAGUAUAUUAACUGAAAAUCGUGGGUUACUCACGUGUAUACUGAGAAAAGCUCUACUAGUUUCGAACCACAGAGGGGUUCUUCCUCAUGAGCAGCGUGCGAUGUCGCGGAGCCUAAAGCAGUAGGCUUUUCUCAGUAUAUUCACGUGAGUAACCCUUUAUUUUUAUUUAAUUUAGUAUGUCUCACGAUAGUUAUUAUAAAAAGAGUAUUUAUUUAAAAAAUCUUGGCAUAAUUUUAAUAUAAAUUAUUUAACUAGACAUAAUGGCUGCUAAAUAGGUUUAUAUUUUUACUUACAUAUCUAUGCACAAAUGUUAUGCGUAGAAAUUAAAUUAAUUAUUAUGUUUUUGGUUUACUUGCGUAGCUGUUGGACGAGGAACUCGACUAGUUUCGAAUGCUGAGACCUUAAUCGAACCCAGUAAUCGAAAUCGCCUCUAGUAUGGCUUGAAACUAGUCGAGUUCCUCGUCACACGACGUGCGUAAGCCGGAAUAAGUAUUAUAGCAAAACCAGUAGAAAUGCGUUGACCUACACAAGAAAUGAGGGAGAUACGAUAUAUUUUCUAAGUGGUAGAUAGAUAUGCACAAAUUACAUAACAUAACAUCACGCCUUUUUAUCCCCGAAGGGGUAGGCAGAGGUGCACAUUACGGCACUUAA
Spodoptera litura is the source of this 1899-nucleotide messenger RNA. RefSeq names its product transmembrane emp24 domain-containing protein 5. Lineage: Eukaryota; Metazoa; Arthropoda; Insecta; Lepidoptera; Noctuidae. The record is from RefSeq and is a predicted model, not a curated record.